Nymphaea colorata (pocket water lily) is the source of this 1292-nucleotide messenger RNA. RefSeq names its product 1,4-alpha-glucan-branching enzyme 2-2, chloroplastic/amyloplastic-like. The record is from RefSeq and is a predicted model, not a curated record. Gene Ontology annotation, biological process: starch metabolic process. Gene Ontology annotation, molecular function: 1,4-alpha-glucan branching enzyme activity. Gene Ontology annotation, cellular component: cytoplasm. NCBI's taxonomy places the organism in Eukaryota, Viridiplantae, Streptophyta, Magnoliopsida, Nymphaeales, Nymphaeaceae.
UUCUGAAACACUUGUCUCUAUUUACAUGCUAUUUACAGUCAGCUUCUCUUGUUGGCGAUUUCAACAAUUGGAAUCCCAAUGCUGAUAUCAUGACACGGAAUGAGUUUGGUGUUUGGGAAAUUUUCUUGCCAAAUAAUGCUGACGGCUCACCACCAAUCCCUCAUGGAUCACGUGUGAAGAUCCAUAUGGAAACUCCAUCUGGCAUCAAAGAUUCAAUUCCUGCUUGGAUUAAGUUCUCUGUGCAAGCCCCUGGGGAAAUCCCGUAUAAUGGCAUAUAUUAUGAUCCACUUCCUGAGGAAAAAUUUGAAUUCAAGCAUCCCCAGCCAAAAGCACCUAAAUCAUUGAGGAUAUAUGAAGCACAUGUUGGGAUGAGUAGUCCGGAACCUAAGAUAAACACAUAUGCUAACUUCAGAGAUGAAGUGCUCCCACGAAUCAAAAGGCUGGGAUACAAUGCUGAUCAACUUAUGGCUAUUCAAGAGCACUCAUACUAUGUGAGCUUUGGGUAUCAUGUAACGAAUUUUUUUGCAGUAAGCAGUCAUUGUGGCACCUCUGAUGAUCUCAAAUCACUUAUUGAUAAGGCUCAUGAACUGGGGUUGCUUGUUCUUUGAUAAAGUGUGAUCAUAUACAGCCAUGCUUCGAACAACGCACUGGAUGGCUUGAACAUGUUUGAUGGUACAGACACACACUAUUUCCACAGUGGUCCACGAGGUUAUCAUCGGAUGUGGGGCUCUCGCCUCUUUAACUAUGGAAAUUGGGAGGUAUUGAGGUUUCUGCUUUCUAACGUGAGAUGGUGGCUGGAGGAAUACAAAUUUGAUGGUUUUAGAUUUGAUGGUGUCACCUCGAUGAUGUAUACUCACCAUGGUUUGCAGGUGGCAUUUACGGGAAAUUAUAAUGAGUACUUUGGAUUUGCAACUGAUGUAGAUGCUGUGGUUUAUUUGAUGCUUGCUAAUGACCUUAUACAUGGUCUCUAUCCUGAAGCAGUUACUGUUGGUGAAGAUGUUAGUGCUAUGCCAACAUUUUGCAUUUCUGUGAAGGAUGGAGGGGUUGGGUUCGACUAUCGCCUUCACGUGGCUUUGGCUAUUGCAGAUAAAUGGAUUGAGCUCCUCUCAAAGAAAAAGGAUGAUGAGUGGUUAAUCGGUGACAUUGUUCACACACUUUCAAAUCGAAGAUGGCUGGAGAAAUGUGUUGCAUAUGCAAAGAGUCUCGAUCAAGCACUUGGUGGUGACAAGACUCUUAAGUGUUUUUAUGAAGCCAUUGUUGAGGAAACAUCCCAGUUUGGGACUUUUAUAUGA